AUGAACAACCUCGUACUCUGCCAUGUUCCAGAACAUGUGACAACAAGACAGUUUAAAGUGUUCCUACGUGCAUUUCACACGUCUGGUUUGCUUUCGGAUUCGGAUCUUUUAUUUUUAUUCGAUUCACUUUCGACACUGGAUUCUUUCAAUAGUGUGAUUCUUCUAGAGAAUAAUCUUUUUUUAAAAGUUGUACAUCGGUACGAAACAGAGUUGUGCAAGGGAAAUACACAUUUUAAUUUUACUUCGAGCAUCAAUGUGACGCGGGUUAAGAAAUCCAAGAAGAAGGUGAUGGACAGACGAGAGCCAAUAUGGGGAGGGGGGAUUAAGAGCCGAUUAACUCGGGUCAUGAGUUAUGGCUCGGUUGUUGGUUUUGAUGUGGGUGAGCUUGACCCGGAGAACUCGUUAUCUGGGUUAAUGGGUCAGGUUCCAAUGAGUCUCAGAAGGUGGGCUUCUUACCCAAUGAUAUUGGGUCGGGUUCGUCGGCAUUAUGAGCACGUGAUGCUAGUUGACGUACAAAAAGUUUUACUACUCGGAGACCCAUUGGGCCGAGUCAAAACACUGAGUCCAGACUCAGUUUUCUUGUCAUCAACCCAUGAGAAAACAAUCAAUCCGGCUGUUAUCAUGGGCGGAAUGCGAGGUAUCCGACGGUUAUCUGUGACAAUGCUGAUGGAGAUCGUUCGAGCAACGACGACUCAGCGGCACAAUUAUAAAACGAAGAUUUUAGUUACUGAGUCGAGUCUGCUGAAACGUCUGGCUACCAAUGUGUUUACUCGUAGGAGUAUACGCAUUGUUGUUACGUCGAUAAUGGAGGCGAGUUCACUCGGUGGGUCUACGAUCGCGAAUCAGACGAUCGUGUGGCGUGAAUAUUAUGAUACGGAUAUAGACUCGGUUGUUAUGAAGUAUAUUUGUUCAUUUUCUAUAGAUUCUGCAGUUUACAUGUAUAUUCUUGUUAAGUGA
Molecule: messenger RNA, 957 nt
Organism: Helianthus annuus (common sunflower)
Lineage: Eukaryota; Viridiplantae; Streptophyta; Magnoliopsida; Asterales; Asteraceae
Exons: 1
Coding region: 1-957 (318 amino acids)
Source: RefSeq, a predicted model, not a curated record